AUGUCUUAUACUCCUCUUGCCAACCCUCCUGGUUACGAAGACGAGGUCCGCACCGGUCCCUCCGCUGACCCCUUGGACGAUGACUUCAAGUACUCAGUGAACGUGGCCGGGUGUGACUUGAGUGUCCGCCAAAUGUUCAUCCGUAAAGUGUACGCUUUGCUUACCGUGCAAAUUUUGUUGACUGUUGCCGUAGGGUGGGGUAUCAGAGCAAACCCGGAUCUCCAGAAAUGGUGUAUGAACAACAUGUGGUUGUACAUUGUCAGCAUUGUGGGGACUUUUGGGUUUUUGAUUGCUACUGCGUUCAAGGCUAAGCAGUACCCGCUUAAUUUAUUUUUGUUGACCGGCUUCACCAUUUGUGAGCUGUAUGGAAUUGGUCUCAUGUGUCUGUUUGUGGAGCUGGACGUGGUGGUGAAGGCGUUGUUGCUUACCCUCGUCAUAUUUGUUGGACUCACUCUCUUCGCAUUCCAGCUGACGUAUGACUUUACUCAGUGGCAAGGCGUUUUGGGGAUGCUGUUGUGGGCUCUCUUAGGGUUUGGCCUCGUGAUGAUGUUCUUCCCCGGCCAGCUGCUGACAGUGGAGAUGGUGUAUGCUGGCCUCGGCGCAUUGAUCUUUGCUGUCUACGUCAUUGUCGAUACCCAGCUGAUCAUGAAGAAGGUCCACUUGGACGAUGAGAUCAUGUCGGCAAUGCAAUUGUACUUGGACGUGGUCAACUUGUUCUUGUUCAUUCUCCGCAUCUUGCAGAACCAGAACGACAACUGA
Molecule: messenger RNA, 759 nt
Organism: Diutina rugosa
Lineage: Eukaryota; Fungi; Ascomycota; Pichiomycetes; Serinales; Debaryomycetaceae
Exons: 1
Coding region: 1-759 (252 amino acids)
Cellular component (GO): membrane
Source: RefSeq, a predicted model, not a curated record